AAAGUCAUCAAAAACCGUGUCACCCAUGUGGUAUUGGCGUACUGCAAUCUUCUUCCCGAGAUAAAAUAUAAAUCCCACUUCAUUUCUGAUAUCUGGAAGGGUGGUUAGAAUUUCUCUAACUCAGUAAUCACUUGAACAGAUCUUUAAGAAAUCCAUCCAUGGCAACCUCGCAUGAUGAAAAUUCUUGUGAUUCUGAUCUUUCCAGGGAUAGUGUACUUACCCGCCAUGGUUUGGGACAUUCUGUUCUUCAUCAGUAUCAAGGUUUUUGGUCGUACGCUAAAGCAAUAGAAAAUGUCAAGGAUUUCCAACAGAAUUUCAACGCUUUAGAUACUGAUGUAAUAAUAACCACGUUACCAAAAUCAGGUACCACUUGGUUGAAAGCAUUGGCCUUCGCCAUCGUUAAUCGAACCAGUUAUUCCCCUUCUUCUUCUUCUUCUCACCAACACCACCCAUUGCUUACAACCUCACCCCAUGAUCUUGUUCCUUUUGUUGAUUUUAAACAUCGUUAUCCGGCAAAUUAUAGUCUUCUUGAUUUCACUAAAACCAGUACCUGUCAUGAUUCCCCGUGCAGACUUAUAUCUACCCAUGUCCCUUACCCUUCUUUACCUGAAUCUAUCAAGAGUACUGCGACAGAUUGCAAGAUUGUUUAUUUAUGCAGAAACCCUCAGGACAACUUUAUCUCUCUGUGGCUAUUUAUGAAUAAGUUCAUAGGGACGAUGCAGGAGAACAACAGUGGCGAUAGAUCCCCGCCUCUGUCGAUUGAAGAAGCUUUUGAAUACUUCUGUGCUGGAGUGUCACUAUCCGGUCCAUUUUGGGAUCAUGUACUCGGAUAUUGGACAAAGAGCUUGGAGGAACCUCGAAAAGUAUUGUUUUUAAAGUAUGAAGAUUUGAAGAAAGAACCCGAGAUCCAUUGUAAGAGACUGGCAGAGUUUAUGGGUUGCCGAUUCUCCGUCGAAGAGGAGAAUCAAGGAGCGGUCGAUGAAAUAGUGAAACUAUGUAGUUUCCAAAACUUGAAGAAUUUGGAUUUGAAUAAGAGUGGAACUACCUCCAGGUUUCAUUUUAAAAAUGAAGAUUUUUACAGGAAAGGUGAGGUUGGUGAUUGGAAGAAUUACUUGACUCCUCCCAUGGUUGAAAGACUUGAUCGUCUCCUGGAAGAGAAGUUGCAGGGGUCUGGGUUAGUGUUCCCAAAUUAAUUUCCUUGAUGUCAGUUCUUUCUUCAGUAUUGUCAGCUUGUACUUUUGAUUUUUGUGGUUCUGUCUUGUGUCUUGCUUCUUGGUUGAGGGUGUGUAUCUCUAGGAGUCUGGUGUGUAAUCAUGUUUGAUUAGCGCUUCCACUGUGCUUUUUGUUAAUGGAUUUGAUUUCCCUCA
Molecule: messenger RNA, 1367 nt
Organism: Papaver somniferum (opium poppy)
Lineage: Eukaryota; Viridiplantae; Streptophyta; Magnoliopsida; Ranunculales; Papaveraceae
Product: cytosolic sulfotransferase 8-like
Exons: 1
Coding region: 159-1193 (344 amino acids)
Biological process (GO): sulfation
Cellular component (GO): cytoplasm
Molecular function (GO): sulfotransferase activity
Source: RefSeq, a predicted model, not a curated record